Molecule: messenger RNA, 1579 nt
Organism: Boeremia exigua
Lineage: Eukaryota; Fungi; Ascomycota; Dothideomycetes; Pleosporales; Didymellaceae
Exons: 1
Coding region: 157-1446 (429 amino acids)
Molecular function (GO): protein binding
Source: RefSeq, a predicted model, not a curated record
AUCGAAUCGAAUCGAAACGCAUUAUAACACCCAAGCUGUGAUCUGACACGAUCACGCUUCAGUCCUGAGGAGGUCGUCUUGGUUCGCAUUACACAUCGUAAGGGCCACAUCUCUCAAGUCCAAUCUCUACAUAGGACAUUGCGCACUUCCAACUUCAUGUAUCGAGCAAUUCCCAAGUAUGCAUGGGAAAGGCCGCUCGAUAUGAAUGUACGCAGCACGAACGAAGGGGAACUGCAUAUUCCCUUCUCACACUUUGUCCGUCCGACAAUAGCAAAACAAUCAUCGAGACGCGACUUUCCGCAAUUUCUGCAACUACCGACAGAGUUGCAGUUUCGAAUCCUCAGCUUUUGCGACAAUCAAACGCUCUUCAGCCUCAUGCAUACAUCAUCGCACGUCCGGUCUGAGGCGAAUAGGCGGUUCUUCUCAUGCACAGAUACUUGGUACUGCAUCGAUGCAACCUGGAUACACAAAGGCUGUUUCCCUGGCGAUGCACCAUACGACAUGCAAUUUCUACAGAUGGUUGAGCAACUGGAAGUCCAGUUUAGCUCCCUGGAAGAAGAUUACUGGCUGUGGAACCAUCAUGUCACGGGUGAUACUUUUGGGGACUUCCAAUAUGGAUUCGAGGAUGAAAAAAGAGUAGCAGAACGAGUGGAACAAUGCUUCUACGACUUCUGGCAAAGACUGCACGCGUGCUUUCCUCGAAUCGUCCGGGUCAUGAUUCAAUGCAACAACUUUUUGCGUCCACUUGGUAGCCUGACACCCGAAGCCUUCAAAGGGCUCGCUCGCAUGUGUGGUCGUAACACGGAGGUCUCACUUUCUCUGCUCAAGACAUCGGGGCGCCGCGACCGCCGAGCAGAAAGAAGUAUCUGGCACCAAAGCCCGGAUACUACGACAUCUGACGUCACCGACAAGUGGAAGGAAGGCCCGAACGAGCUGGAACCGAGGAUUUUGUUACCGGUCAAGAGAUUUCGUGGGCCCCUGGGUGCGUACGAAUAUUCAAAACACAAAAGACUUCAGUACUUCCGGUUUCAGAACACGAUUGUGGUCAUGCUCAUAGCAGCCAUAGAAAGAGAGCACUUCUGCGGACACCACUCGCCAUUCCAAUGCACAGCGCCCCGCUGCUCGGUGAUAUUCAAUCACCCUGGAGAAUUCACGACGCAUGUGAUCAACCACAGUGAGCACAGGGAACACAUCACCGCACCAGAGGGUUCCAGGUCUUUCUUUGCUGAUGCAAAUGCAAAACUCGGUGCCCUGAAACGUGAAUAUGAUGAGGCUUAUGAAUCAUUCCAACGUCAGUGGGGUCAUCAUGGAUCCGAGAGACGGAUUAUGACAGAAGAAGCUGCUAUCCAGCAGGUCGCGAGUGAUCCGUUGUAUGCGUCAGGGCAACCGGGAUACGAUAGUUACAUCUUGAAUCAGGCGCUUGACGCUUUGGAUAGUAUUGUUUAGGAGCUCGUAGCCAGAGGCUAGAUCGCAACACUCUAUGUGCCGGUAUGCCACUGGAGCAAGAAGCGAGAAGCAGGGUUGUAAAAGAAAAGGUUACAUCUUGAACAUCCUCUCGUUAACAAAGUAAUUGACGGUC